UGUGGAAAUUCUAUAUUCUAUAGAAAAUAUUAAAUCCAAUGAGUGACGCUUGAACAAGAUGGAAACAAACUGUUUAGUGAUCGCGUUGCUGACGCUGAGUUCUGUGUACUGUGACAGUGUGUUCAAGAGCAUACCAGUGACUGUCAAAAGUUAUGAGAAUGACAGUGUGCUGCUGCCCUGCUAUAUUCAUGACACAGACGUCGAUAUCCGGGUCCGGUGGUACAAGGGCGAGACCCUACUAGGAGACAGUCGAGACCCCCACCAUCUCCUACCACCGAGGACCCGUCUCCACGCGAACUACAGCUUGGAGAUUGAUGACCUUACUGCAGAUGACACUGCUGAAUAUACUUGCGAGGUGAUCCGUCCUAAACCAUGGGGCCCGAUUAAACAGACGCACGCCAUCGAAGUUCAGUCUUCACCCGUGAUCAGGACGAUACCAGAAGACGGUUUCCUCGAGGUGAAGAAAGGGGAGUUCGUGGACAUCGGCUGUGAGGCGAGCGGCACUCCACAGCCGUACGUUACUUGGAACAAGAAUGGCGAGCCCAUGGCGCUGCUAGAACACCGGCACCGAAUCAAAUUCAAGGCUGAACACCGUCUGCUGGCCGGGGUGUUCCGCUGCACGGCAGAGAAUGGCGUCGGAGAUCCAGCUACAGCCGACAUUCGGGUCAUCAUUCACGAUGCGCCUGUGGUGUCAGCGGUGCGCAGUUUCGUCCACACCGCGGUCGGGCUGCGAGCGGCGUUAGCGGCGCGAGUAGAAUUCGCGGCUCCGAUGCCAAGAACCACGUGGUAUCGGGACGGGCGCGCCGUACACACUGAUGACAGGAUACACAGGGUGGUCCAGGAUAACGUGCACCAGCUCAUAUUCCGUCGAGUCCAGGCCAGAGACCUGGGGAACUACACCUUCCGAGCCGAAAACGCGCUCGGCAUGGCGGACGUCUCCUUCAAACUCACAGGGGUGCCAAACGUGGCUUCCUUCAAAGUGGAUCCGGCGUUAAACAGGGCCACCUCUACCGGCUUUACUCUCAUCUGGGAGGUGGAUUCAUACUCCAACAUCAUUGAAUACAACCUGUGGCUACGGCCGUACUACGGUCGACUAGCGGCUGAGCCUGACAGCUUCACUACACAGCCCCCGGCCAAUCUCUGGCACAAGAUCAUCGUACCUGGGGACUCCAGCGACGGGCCAAUUCAUAGUGCCACUUACACAGUGAGAGGCCUCACGCCAUCUACCGUCUACGAAGCGAUAGUCACGUCAAGAAACAGUUUCGGAUGGAGUAAACCUUCGUCGGUCUUGCAUUUUGCGACUGAACCUGGAGCGGGCAACUAUUCUCCUGUAACCCACGAUUACAACGACUACCCAAUAGUCCUAGAAGACCCGAAGGAAGCACACAACCUGACACAAGCGAUGGUCACCUACAGCUCAGGAUCGGUCAUCCAACCGGCGGCCAUUUUGAUUUCUGUCGUAAACUUCAUUGUGAUUGGUACAUUUUGAUAAAGCAUUAGGUUAUGCAGUUAUGGAGUUAACAUUAAAAACUGCUACUUGCUCAUUUCAGAUCGGAUCUUUUUGUCUUUCUAAUCGCCACUUGCACCAACCGUUAACCUAUUGUCUAAUUAUACUGGUAACAGAUCUGGUAAAAAUCGGUUUUACUAGAUUGUAAAGUUUUUGAGAGUAACAGCAAAAAACAGGAUAUGUUUAUCUAAAAGACUGUCUUGAAGAAACUGUCAUAAGGGCCAUCAAUCGACGCGAGAGGUAUAGGUACAGUGGCAACGCCAUCUAGUGAGAUUAGUAAUUUUCAUUUAACAUUUCGUUUGUCUUCAUUUUCAUUUGUCUUACAAAUUUAACUGACGUGUUAGGAACAAUUGGCGUCCUUUAUUACCCUUCUAGCAAGUCUGCGAGUGUGAAAGAGAUGAAUGUCAGCAGUAUCGUUUUACAGAGUACUAGGUAGUAACUUUUAUCUAAAAUUAAAUGCCCUAUCUUGGAGUCUCAACAGAUUUCGUAUCUAUACUUACUAAUACAUAUUAUGUAUGUUUCAUGUUCCUUCCUGAUAAUAUAUUAUUUAUAAACGUAAGAUUAGUUGUAAGGUUUAAUUAACAACUAUUUUCGCAAUAAAACUAUGGAAGUAAAA
Messenger RNA from Cydia fagiglandana, 2123 nucleotides. Its product is annotated as neurotrimin-like. Lineage: Eukaryota; Metazoa; Arthropoda; Insecta; Lepidoptera; Tortricidae. Gene Ontology annotation, cellular component: plasma membrane; neuronal cell body; axon. The transcript is spliced from 12 exons. Gene Ontology annotation, molecular function: protein binding; axon guidance receptor activity. The coding region runs from base 59 to 1489 and encodes 476 amino acids. The record is from RefSeq and is a predicted model, not a curated record. Gene Ontology annotation, biological process: homophilic cell-cell adhesion; synapse organization.